Condylura cristata (star-nosed mole) is the source of this 2663-nucleotide messenger RNA. Its product is annotated as zinc finger protein 705A-like. Gene Ontology annotation, biological process: negative regulation of transcription by RNA polymerase II. Gene Ontology annotation, molecular function: RNA polymerase II cis-regulatory region sequence-specific DNA binding; DNA-binding transcription repressor activity, RNA polymerase II-specific. The transcript is spliced from 4 exons. The coding region runs from base 696 to 1664 and encodes 322 amino acids. The record is from RefSeq and is a predicted model, not a curated record. NCBI's taxonomy places the organism in Eukaryota, Metazoa, Chordata, Mammalia, Eulipotyphla, Talpidae.
UUCUCUUUUCUUACACUGUCUUACUUGCACUCUCAGCAUGCUGCUUUGAAGUCUUAUUAAAGCGCUCAGUGCUUUGCGAUCCAUCUAAUGCCAACACUGUUGGGUAGUUUUCAGAUGUUUCAAGAUGAAGGCCUCCUAGAAUAUUAAUAUUAUUCACGCCUAGUUACCGUGUUGGUUAUUUUGCGUUUAUAGAGUGGCGCUUAGACCACGUGAAUCCAUGGCGGUAGUUUGCCCAAUGCCAAGGCUGUGCUGUGGCUGGGCCCUGGCAACAGGCGCAUGCAGGGAGGCGAUGUGAAGCACAGUUGUGGCCCAAGAGCAGCACCUCGUGGUCACUGACCCUUUGCCUGAUGAUGGAAAGUGGUUACUUGAAAUUAAAUAGGGAGAGUUAGGAACUUCCAAGUAUAACUUUUACAACCCCAUGCCUGGAAGUCACAAUUACUAAUUUACUUCAGAAAACGAGAAAUCGCAGGUUGUGCACACGUCAACUUGCCUUCCUAGUAUCGUUAUCAGUUCUGACCUGUGCAUCUCUGCGAUGCUUCUGAAAGGUGGAUGCAGGCUCAGCGCUAGCAGUGGACUGAUGUGGUACCAAACUUGGUUUGAUUCUUCUCUGCACCCACUUCCUCUACCCACUCCUUCCGUGCCACCAUCCUCUCCCUCCUGCUCUGGAUCCUGGUGGGGACUCUUCCAUAGCCAGAAUGUCCACAAUACUUCAGGAGUCAGUGACAUUUGAAGAUGUAGCUGUCGCCUUCACCCAGGAAGAGUGGGUCCUGCUGGACAUGUGGCAGAGAAAGCUGUUCAGAGAGGUGAUGCUGGAAAAUAUCAGUCAUCUGGUCUCCAUGGGGUAUCAGCAUUCCAAAUCAGAUAUAAAUUUCCAGUUGGAGCAAGAAGCCCUGUGGGGUGAAGGAAGAGGGUUUCUCCAAGACCAGAGUGCAGACAGGGAAAGCACUCCUCGAGAACAAGUGAUAGCCCCACAUCACAUCAGCAGGAAGGACACAUCUGCAGUCAAGGCAAUGCAGGGGUCUCACACUUCAGAGAAUCCUGCUGAAUGUAAUGAAACAGGAGAUGAUUUCCCUUAUACCUCCACAUUGAGUGAACACUUACCAACUUACACGGAAGAGAACCCCUGUGUCAGCAGGCAGUGCCAGAAACCCCUCAGUGGCCAGCCAUACCCUAAUCAGCAUAAGCAGAUUCACAGUAAAGGUAAAGCAUGUGAGUGCCAACUGUGUGGGAAAGCCUUCAGUAACUGUUCUAGUCUGAGACGGCAUGAGAUGACUCACACUGGAGAGAAACCUUAUGAAUGCCAUAUCUGUGGGAAUGCCUUUAUUCAAAGUUCAGACCUUAGAAAGCAUAGUCUGACUCACACUGGAGAGAAACCGUAUGAAUGUCACCUAUGUGGGAAAGCCUUCAGUCAGUCCUCUAACCUUAGACAGCAUGAACGAACGCACACUGGAGAACAACCAUAUGGAUGUCAUCUAUGUGGGAAAACCUUCAGCAAAUGUUCUGCUCUUAGACGACAUGAGAGAACUCAUACCGGAGAGAAACCAUAUGAAUGCCAUCAAUGUGGGAAAUCCUUCAGUCAGUGUUCUGCCCUUAGACGACAUGAGGGAAUCCACAAUGGAGAGAAAGUAGUGCUUGCUUUUAGUGAAUAUUCUCACCUGAGAUGACAUAUAAUGAACAUUCAUUAUGUUUAAGAGACUUCAACCAUGGCUUUAAUGUGUAACAUCCCAGAAGACUCUUACAUUGAAGAAAUACUGUAAUUGAUGCAGAAGAUCCUAUAAUCAUUCUUACUUGACUUAUGCACAUUUGUGUAGAAGUGACUGUGUAUGACAUCAAAACCUUCAGUCGUUGGUGUGACUGAGAGAACUCAUACUGUAGAUACAGAGAAUGAGGUUGUCUUCAGCAACAGCCAUGAGUUUGCAACACACCUGAGGAUUUAUAUAGGCGAGACCUCCUACAUGUGUAAUCAGUGUGGUUAGUAGCCAGCCAAGCACCAACCCUGGUAUGCACAAGAAAACUCGGUAAAGGAGUAACUGCUGACACAGAAUGCGAGAGAGGAAUGUGCUUGAGGAAUAUCAAACAAUUCAUACAGACAUGAUUCUGUUAAAAGUCAGUAAAACUCUUUACUCACAAAGCAACUCUGUGGCACAUCUGAGGAUUCAGAUUGUACAAACUCCAGUGUAGUGAGUGAAGAAAAUUCUCAAACCAACGUGACAGUAGUCCAAAAAUCAAAGUGAAGACUUCAGCUAGCGUUCGAAUCAGAUAACUACAUCUAGGAGAAAAAUACUCUAGAAAAGCCUUUUAAAAUAUGUUAGAAAUAAGAAUCAUGAGGAAAUAAUUUCACAGGGAAAGGGUGACAUCUCCAAGAUAGAAAGUGAUCUGGGAAGACUGAAUUUAUCCUGGGAGUAUGCCAAAUUUUGUAAGAAAUUAAAUGUUUUCAAUAGAUUUGUAAAGAUUUGAUUAAACCAUGUUGCUAAGAAAAAAAAAAAUCUAGUGUGUUGGUGAAGUUCUGGCUUUUGUUAUACAGCUGUGAGCAUCUGUGUGGGUCGGCGCUCCUUGGCAUGUGGGUGGCAUUUUAGCUGAGCUCUAAGUAUUUCCCAGCAGCUCCUUCCCCGCAGCUCGUCCUUGCUCAUUCUUCCUUCAGCACUCUCCAUCCAUUGCCUGCU